GGAAAUCAAACUAAAAUGCUGACGUGUAAUCCAACUUCACUUUUUAAAACGUAUCAAAAUCUCAAAUCUCCCGAUUCCAAACUAAAAUUUUCCAAUCUACCAAACUCUAAGAAAAAAAAAAGAGAGAGACAGAGACCAACAAAAACGCUACUAAUAAUGCUAGAAAGUAAAGAUCCAGCAAUAAAGCUCUUCGGGAUGAAAAUUCCUCUUUCAUCAACAGUUUUUGAGGCUGAAGAAUAUGAAUUAUCCGCAGAACAGAACCAAAACGAGACAUUAACUGAUCAAUCGGACAAAGAAAAAAACCUAAAGAAACCAACCAAGAUUCUUCCAUGUCCAAGAUGCAACAGUAUGGAAACGAAGUUUUGUUAUUACAACAACUACAACGUAAACCAACCUCGCCAUUUCUGCAAAGCUUGUCAAAGAUACUGGACCUCGGGUGGGACCAUGAGAAGUGUCCCUGUCGGAGCCGGACGACGCAAGAACAAGAACAACUCAUCUUCACAUUAUCGUCACGUCACCAUCAAUGAAACAAACGGUCCGGUCCUUAGUUUCAACCUCAGAGAUGAUCACAAGACUUUAGAGAAGAAUAACCACAAGCCGGUUGAUGAUUCAAGAACACGUAACAACGAAAUGAACGGUUUGCGUUGUAUUCCUGGUGUUUCAUGGCCGUACACGUGGAAUCAUGGUUUUUACCCGGUUUACCCUUAUUGGAACGUGCCAAUGGUGUCUUCUUCGCCUUAUUCAACUCCUAAUUCUACUCUUGGUAAGCAUUCAAGAGAGGAAGAUGAGACGAUCAAGCGAAAACAGAUGAAUGGGUCUGUAUUGGUUCCUAAGACUUUGAGAAUUGAUGAUCCUAAUGAAGCUGCAAAGAGUUCUAUAUGGACAACACUUGGGAUCAAGAACGAAGUUAUGUUCAAAGGGUUUGAUUCCAAGAAAGAGGUUAGUAUUAACAAAGAAGAAACAGAGACUUCUCUCGUUCUCUGUGCAAAUCCAGCUGCGUUAUCAAGAUCAGUUAAUUUCCAUGAACAGAUGUGAUCCUAUGCAUACUAUAUAUCCUAUAUGUCUAGAUAUGGUUUACAUAUUUUUUCGACUUUGUAUUCAUAGGGCUUUAACAGUUUUUGUUCCAUUUACUUUUUUACUUUUUAGUCUUUAAGUUUGAAUUUUUUGUUGUAAGAAUAAAUAUCUUUGAAGAAAUAUUCGUUUUGACCGUUA
Molecule: messenger RNA, 1212 nt
Organism: Brassica napus (rape)
Lineage: Eukaryota; Viridiplantae; Streptophyta; Magnoliopsida; Brassicales; Brassicaceae
Product: cyclic dof factor 1-like
Exons: 2
Coding region: 16-1035 (339 amino acids)
Biological process (GO): regulation of DNA-templated transcription
Molecular function (GO): DNA binding; DNA-binding transcription factor activity
Source: RefSeq, a predicted model, not a curated record